AGUAAUAUGGCUCACCUCCGGACCCUUCCGCCCGAAAUUGGCCAGUUGAAAAGAUUGGAAACGUUGGAUCUUGGCCAGAAUUUAUUAGAAACCCUUCCAGCUACGGUUGGCGGUCUCUGCAACCUGCGAGAACUUUGCCUGUCCCAGAACCGGAUGACUGAAGUGCCUGCAUGCGUAACCAAACUAACUAAGUUGGACUCAUUGCUAUUAGAUUACAACCUGAUUGGGCAGCUUCCUGGAGACUUGAGCAGCCUCGUUCAUUUAGUACAUUUAAACAUCAGUGGGAAUCCGAUUACGGUACUUCCAGUUGAGAUAUCGAGGCUAGCUGAUUUACAAAAAUUACAAACAGACGGAUGUCCCAUCAUUCGCAAAGUCAUUCCAACUUCGUUUAACUUCCCAAUGACCUUGAGAGAGAUCUGCGCAAGAAUUAUUGUUCGCAAAAAUGUUGCGAUCCCACCGACUACUCCACCAAAAUUGAUAUCCUACAUUGUAUCCUACCGAGCCUGUUCCUUCUGCAAAGGGCCAUACUAUGAAUCCUAUGUCACGCGAGGAAUGCAAACGGAUCGUGGAGAAGGUCAAAUCCUUUCAUUAGAAUACAGACUUUGCACUGAACACUGGCGAGGUGAAUCAAGUAGGAUCUUAACAAUGUUUUCAGAAGCUCCACAAACAAUCAAACCACUGAAUAUCAUUGGUUCAUUGGACGACAAACAAGACUAUCUAUCCAACUAUUUCAACUCUUCAUUCAGCAUGGACUUUUCAAAUGAAACUAAGCAAGAUAACCCUGCAGCGACGAGAGUUGCGGUUACUGUACCACCAAGCCGAAAAACGAUAUGGCGGUCUAUUUCACAUUUACGAAAACGCCAACCAUCUCAAGAUCUGUCACCUACUAUGACAUCAAGGCAGACUGUUGAUAACGGACGACAAAGUCUAAAUUGCCGCAUCCCAACCAGUGUUCUAGAAAACAAAACAAAUGCCCCUCCUUCCUCAGCUAGAAGCUUAAUGGGACCAGUACAUUAGCCUCCCCCUUCAUUUAAUUACUCUUUCCAUUCUUUUAUCUCUAUCGUUGUAUAGUCCUAUGACAGAUGUGAACCCAAAUGUAGCCAUACUGUAUCACUUAAAUCACCCCAUUCAUUGUUCAAGAACAAAGUAGCCCUUUCAAUAUAACACACAAUCCAGAAGGAAUGCCUAAUUUCUUUUAGUUUUGGUUUGGAAGGAAAAUAGAAAGGGACAUGGUGUGAUAGGAAAAAAUCAG
Messenger RNA from Umbelopsis ramanniana AG, 1252 nucleotides. RefSeq lists its product as uncharacterized. Gene Ontology annotation, molecular function: protein binding. Lineage: Eukaryota; Fungi; Mucoromycota; Umbelopsidomycetes; Umbelopsidales; Umbelopsidaceae. The transcript has a single exon. Bases 7 to 1017 code for a protein of 336 amino acids. The record is from RefSeq and is a predicted model, not a curated record.